This is a messenger RNA of Stereum hirsutum FP-91666 SS1, 1860 nucleotides long. RefSeq lists its product as uncharacterized. The transcript is spliced from 10 exons. Lineage: Eukaryota; Fungi; Basidiomycota; Agaricomycetes; Russulales; Stereaceae. Bases 1 to 1860 code for a protein of 619 amino acids. The record is from RefSeq and is a predicted model, not a curated record.
AUGGAUGCGAACUACUUUGGAUUUGGAUUUCCUUCGAACGAUCCUCAGCAGUCACUGCCGCAUAUACCUGAUCACCGUACUGAAGGCAGCACAGACCUGGACCCUAGCAACCAACUCGAAGUCUUGCGAGAGAUGCGACGUAUCCGAGAGCUCGAGCUAGCGAUACACGAAGAGAAACGACGGCUGGCCGAGGAGCUUCGCAAGCAGCGAGAAGCAGAGGUCACGCUAGCUCAAUUCGGCCUAUACCAGUCGUCCUCGAGCUCAGGUCUUAGUAUACUUCCAGCAGGCACCAGCGCAUCUGGCAGUAGUAGCGUCGCGUUCGGGACUCCAUCACACUACAAUCAACCGCUAAACAACCCCCUUCCUACUUUCAACGACCCUUCCGAGCCGCCUUCACAUCAUACUUCAGACGCAUCCCCUCCUUCUCUCGAAACCUCCACCACCGCCAAUCCUUCCUCCUCCGCUUCUCCCGAACCAUCCUCCAACGCCCCUCGCGAGCAGUCCCAAUCCCAAUCCAAGAAGACUCUAAAGAAAAAGAAGGACCAUAUCAUAGUCGAGGAGCACGACGCCAAAUGCAAGCACUGCUCCAAGACGAUGGCCAAGCUGAUCCUGCGCGGCCUGCGGAACGAGCUCGACGUGCCGUACCAGAUGCAGUACGAGUGCGGUGACUGUGUCGCCGUGUUCCCCAGGACGAUCUCGAAGAAGCGGACGAAUCAGUUCGAGGAUACGACGUUGCCGACUACGUGUGUGGUUUGUACCAGGAUUCAGGGGCAGGGUGGGUUUAUGGCGAAGAGCAGGGGCCAUUUGUCGUUUACGGUCGAGACUAUUUGCGUUUCGUGUUCGAAGAAAUAUAAACGGUGUAGCAACUGUGGCGGAGGAGCAGGCGGUUAUGGAAAAUGGCGAUGUAAAGAGCUCUUCGAAGGAAACCGUAAAACUUGCACCCUCUCCCAUGCCAGUCUCAACGCCAGAGACAUGGAGAUGGCGGUCUGGUUGCUUCCCGACCAGACCAAAGACGCGCCGGAACUGCCUGAUCUACUGGAAACCAUGCAAAAGUACUGGGAGGAGCAUAUGAUUUCGAAGCUAGCUAUUCCAGAGGUCCUCGAACACUCACCGGGCUUGAGCACUUUCGAAGAUAUCCGUCGGAACAUCAUCGACGUCGGCUUCAUGGGUCGUUCUCUAUUUACCGAUCCACCUAUGAGCCCGAACCAUCGCCUGUACGUGGCUUUAACGUGGGCGAAGCAGCGAGCUCGGAGAGACAAGUCAAAACCAGAGUGGAAGAGGAAAGAAGGGAAGACGACGGACGAAUGGGUCGCCUUCAAUACUCGCUGGACAACGUCUCUGAUGCCGGACAAUGCGAUCCCGAGUGCGAUGUGGUUACUCGAGUGGGCUAUCCCUAAUCGCACCUUGAACCUCUCGACGCUCUAUCCCUUCGACUACGGCGAAAUCGGGGAUCGAUACAUCUUCUCGUACAUCUCGAUGCUACGUCCUAUACUAGAAGAGCUCGAGGAGCAUAACGCCAAGUCGCCGACCGACCCUUGGCUACCUCCACAACACCUAUGGUGUUCUGUGAAAGUCAACCCAUACGCCCUUCGCCUCCGCACCCUCGAAUUCGUCCAACGCAAACUAAAUUUCAUGCCCCUCGAAGAAUACCUCGCUCUCCACCCGGACAUCGACCCGGCGUCUCUCUUCCACAAAGACGCGGGGAACAUCGCGCGCUGUAUCGACGCGCGGCCGUCGAUAGACGGGCAUCAUGAUAUGUCGAUCUACGCGAAGAGUCUGGGGCCUGAGAUGACGUUGGAGAAUGUGAAGAGGAUAAUGGAGAUGGAGUUGAAUAAGGUGCCGAAGAGGAUUGAUGUUUGA